Molecule: messenger RNA, 1725 nt
Organism: Phragmites australis (common reed)
Lineage: Eukaryota; Viridiplantae; Streptophyta; Magnoliopsida; Poales; Poaceae
Exons: 5
Coding region: 1-1725 (574 amino acids)
Source: RefSeq, a predicted model, not a curated record
AUGCCAGGAGAAGACGAAAGGACCCCGCCACAGUCACCACGAUCGAAGGCCUUGCUGCAGCACUUUGAGCGCAAAGUGAGGCUCCAUGCUGAACACCUUGAUGAGGAUGUUCGUGUCACCAAUGAACGCCUAGGUCAAUUGGAGGCCACGCAGAUCAACACCAACACCAGACUGACAGCAUUGGAAGGCACUCUUGGGGCUCUUAACACCUCCCUUGUAGGUAUUUUGGAGCGGUUGGAUAGGAUGGGCCGGAAAGGCCAUGAUGGUUCAGGACGGCGCAACAACAACAACACCGACAGCAGUGUAGCUGGACAUGAUGAGGAGGAAUAUUCAGCGGACACCGAGCACGAUGGUGAGGUAAAUGAUCAACGACGCCACCAGCAGCGCCGCCAUCGACAUGGUACACGUGCUCGUCAACCACGACGAGAGGUACGUGAUAAUGAUGACCCUUUGGGGAAGAUCAAGUUUAGCAUGCCCUCCUUUGAUGGAAAAUAUGGCCCCAAUGCAUAUCUUACUUGGGAACUAGCGGUUGAUCAAAAAUUUGCAUGUCAUGAUUUUCCUGAAAACAAACGUGUUAGGGCUGCUACUAGUGAGUUUACUGAUUUUGCUUCUAUUUGGUGGAGUGAAUACAUUCGCAGCCACCAAAACAACACUCCACAAACUUGGGAAGCUAUGAAAAGAAUCAUGCGAGCUAAAUUUGUUCCCUCUUAUCAUACACGAGAUCUUCUGCAUAAGCUACAGCUUUUGAGACAGGGAAACAAAUCUGUAGAAGAAUAUUAUCAAGAGCUGCAAACAGGGAUGCUUCGGUGUGGUUUGGUAGAAAAUGAGGAUGCAGCUAUGGCUAGGUUCAUGGGCGGGCUGAACCGGGAAAUUCAGGAUAUUCUGGCUUACAAAGAAUACAAUUCGAUCACUCGUUUGUUUCAUCUUGCUUGUAAGGCUGAAAGGGAAGUACAGGGACGGAGAGCUAGCACAAGAACUAACAUUUCUGCAGCUAACAAUGCAGGGGGAGAUGGGGAGCACAACCAAGAUGAGGAGCACAUUGGAACAGAACAUGCUGAGCACUAUGAGAGCCUCGUGGUGCAGCGAGUGUUGAGCGCACAAAUGGAGAAGGCUGAACAAAAUCAGCGCCACACUUUGUUCCAAACCAAGUGUGUGAUCAAAGAGCGCUCUUGCCGAGUGAUCAUUGAUGGAGGGAGCUGCAACAACUUGGCAAGUGCUGAAAUGGUGGAAAAGCUUGCGUUGAGCACCUGGCCACACCCGCAACCUUACUACAUUCAAUGGCUGAACAGUAGCGGUAGACCAUGGCAGUUUGACAUUGAUUCUUUGCACCAUGGUAAAGCUAAUCAAUACUCUUUUAUGCACAAUGGCAAGAAAUUUGUUUUGCAUCCAAUGUCUCCUGAAGCAAUUUUAAAAGAUGAACUUACUAGAGCUAGUAAAUUGAAGAAUCAGAAGCAUGCUAAGAGUGAAAAUCAGAUUGUGGCAAAUGAACUUGAGAAGCAUAAAACGAAAAAUGCCAAAUCUGUUCAUGAUACUAAAAAUGAGAUUAAGCUGAAAGGGUCAUGUUUCAUUGCUACCAAAUCUGAUUUGGAUGAGAUCAAUGCUACCACUGCUGAGUAUGCGGACAUUUUUCCAAAGGAGGUGCCAUCAGGGCUGCCACCAAUUCGUGGGAUUGAGCACCAGAUUGACCUCAUCCCCGGGGCCUCCCUGCCCAACCCAAAUCACUAG